This is a messenger RNA of Copidosoma floridanum, 2890 nucleotides long. RefSeq names its product trithorax group protein osa (gene osa). Gene Ontology annotation, molecular function: nucleosome binding; DNA binding. The record is from RefSeq and is a predicted model, not a curated record. Gene Ontology annotation, cellular component: nBAF complex; SWI/SNF complex; brahma complex. Gene Ontology annotation, biological process: positive regulation of DNA-templated transcription; regulation of transcription by RNA polymerase II; chromatin remodeling. Lineage: Eukaryota; Metazoa; Arthropoda; Insecta; Hymenoptera; Encyrtidae.
UUGAUCCUUUGCUAUCAACAUUUUCCAAAGCUUAAAUUUACUGUUAUCAGAAAAAUUAUUCUAUUAGUUUAUUUACAAAUAAGAUUACUGAAACAGUUGCAACUUCUCUGGAUUAUUAGUGUUAGUAAUGUUGUGUGAGAAUUAAGUGUAUUAAAAAGGUUGCACGUUAAAUUUAUUUUAAGUUUAGUGUUCUUCGGAAGAUGUUAUUAGUGUUGCUAAAAUAGAAAUGAGCCAGUUUCGUACUGAAGAUGUGAGUGGGCAUCAAAAUUCCACCGAAAGUAAAUCAACUAGGGAUCUACAUCAGAGUUCCUCCCAUUCAGAAGUUUUGUCCAAGUCUGAUUCACAAGAUGCCACAGUGCACUCCUCCCAUUCAUUUAUAUCCAACCAAAUCCGCCCUGAAUAUCCUGACGACUUCUUGAUUAAGCCUUUAAAUGAAUAUCCCCAGGGUAAACAAGUAGCUGCAGAAUACUUAACUAAAUGUACAAGCGAAUUCGGAUCAUCAAAGCAACUGGAACCAUAUCAUUCAAAACAAUUAUUAUCGGAAAGUGAUAGAACACAUUCUACAGAUGCUGAUGACAACUUUGCCAUUUCAAAAGUAGAUAUUCGUUUGAAUCAUACUGUUUCUUCAUCAGUUCCAUUUUCAGGACAACCAAGGUUUUUACCUGGUCAAAGUUUAUCUCAAGCAACUGGUCCAACACCUACAUUAAAUCAGCUUCUUCAAGCUUCAAGUCCUGUUCAUAGGUUCCACAGUUACCCAUCGAUUGGAUCAGAUUCUUAUCAACAAUCAUGGCCUUUACCAAGACCAUCAAUCGUUCCACCUGCAUAUCCAUCACCUAACCAGAGACCACCCCAGACGGGUUCACCUCGUUUGCAUCAUGGUCCUGGAGGCACGAAUCCUUCUACUGUAUCUUAUCCAUCAUAUAGCCAACGCUUUACUUCGCCUAAUAGAUCUAAUUCACCGUAUAAUCACCAGUUGAGUUCAUACUCAGUAUCAUCAAGUCAUUCAUCAAAUUUAUAUGCUGAACAAAGAAAUUGGUCUCAAAAUACAUCGUUAAGUACAUCAAUGCCACCAUCAACUAAUCAGUCUAACUCGUCUGGUCAGUCACCUCAACGUGCAUUAUCUCAAUCUCCUGCACCACAACCAUCCGCAUCUCCACAACCUCAAACUUCUAAUCCGUCACAGACUUUUCAUGGAAUGCAACAAAGAUCAACAACUCCAAAUACGCAAGGGAUUGACUCAGGGGAACUGUCUGGACAAAACAGUAAUGAUAGUUCAAAUGGGCCAGCUGGACCAGCUACUCCUAAUUCACAAGGAUUAAGGCCAACACCAUCACCAACAGGCUCUACAGGUUCAAGAUCUAUGUCACCAGCUGUUGGACAGCAACCCGUUCAAAUGCCUCCCAGACCGUCCAGCAGUCAGUCUGAUGGUGGUGGCACAACUCGAGUGAGCUUAUCACCUUUAGCUGCCCCAGCAAGUGGCGAGGAUCCAUCUUUUGUACCAAAGGUUCGAAAAGAGUUGAUAGGUUAUCAUAGCCAUUCAACAACUUCUCAAAGUACCGUUUCAUCUCCUGGUGCAGCUAGUAUUAAUUCAGUACAUGAAGAUUAUCCCGACAUAAACAGUACUAGCUGGCCAAGAACACCAGCAAGUCCAGUUUACAACAGUCAUAUUGGCCAAGAUCCCUUUCGAUCAAAGAAAUCAGAUAGUUUAUCAAAACUUUAUGAGAUGGAUGAUUCAAUCGAACGAAGAUCCUGGCUGGACAAGCUUGUAGGUUUUAUGGAGGAUCGCAGGACGCCUAUCUCAAGUUGUCCCACCAUCUCCAAGAACCCCCUCGACUUAUUUCGUUUAUAUCUCUUCGUCAAGGAUAGAGGGGGCUUCAUGGAGGUUACGAAAAAUAAAACUUGGAAAGAUAUCGCUGGUCUUUUGGGUAUAGGUGCUAGUAGUAGUGCAGCUUAUACGUUACGAAAGCACUAUACCAAACAUUUAUUAGCAUUUGAAUGUUAUUUUGAUCGUGGGGGAGUAGAUCCUCAACCUAUUAUAAAUCAAGUUGAAGCUGGCUCAAAAAAAAAAGGUUCAAAAGGAAUAUCAUCCAUUCCAUCUCCAGCGACCACGUCGACGCCGUCGAUAACUCAGCUGGCUACGUCCGACGAGGUGACCUCGGCUACGGAGUUGCAGGCGUGCCGGGACAUACACUGCAACUUCAACGCCACCUGCGAAUUGGGCCCGGACAAGUUUCCGCGUUGCAGCUGCAAGUUCGAUUGCGGCUCCAUGGCUCCGGAGAACAUGCAGCCGGUCUGCGGCAGUGACUUGCAGACAUACCCGAGCAAGUGCCACAUGCUCAUGCAGGCUUGCCAGAGACAGCAGGAGCUCAGGCUCAGGCCCCUCGACCUGUGCCAAGGUUUGGAGGUGAAGCCGUGCAACGGGGAGCAGCCCGUGAUCGACGACGAGGGCAACGAGUACUACUGCGGCAACGGACCGGAUCGCCGCGACUGUCCCAGUCACUCGUACUGCCACCAAACCCCUAGAUUCGCUCGCUGCUGCAAGAAAGGGAAGCAGGUGACGAGGUGCGAGGACUCGUGGCACGGCUGCUGCCCGAACGGCAAGACCGCAGCCCUGGGUCCCAACGGGGCUGGCUGCCCGGACGUAUGCAGCUGCAAUCGGCUCGGCAGUCUGGCCGACACCUGCGACCCCGAGAGCGGCCAGUGCAGCUGCCGGCCCGGGGUCGGUGGGCUCAAGUGCGACAGGUGCAUGCCCGGCUACUGGGGCCUCUCCAAGACCGACAAGGGCCACAAGGGCUGCAUACCUUGCGGCUGCUCGCUAUUUGGCUCGACGCCGCCUAGUGUUUAUUCUUUAAUUUGGUCAGAAAAUUAUCCUGAAAUGAAAUGGAAAUGA